UGCAUCUGCGUUUUCUCUCGCUUCCUUCCACCAGCCCCCUUCCUCUCGCGCGACCCUCUUUCCGGCAGCCGGUUCUCGCCGUCGUUGUUCUCCUCUCCUCGGUUGUAGAGAUGGCCGGUCGCGGGAAGGCAAUCGGCGCUGGCGCAGCGAAGAAGGCGACGUCCCGCAGCUCCAAGGCUGGGCUGCAGUUCCCCGUCGGCAGGAUCGCUAGGUUCCUCAAGGCCGGCAAGUAUGCCGAGCGCGUCGGCGCCGGCGCCCCCGUCUACCUCGCCGCCGUCCUCGAGUAUCUCGCAGCUGAGGUCCUGGAGUUGGCCGGCAACGCCGCAAGGGACAACAAGAAGACCCGCAUCGUGCCGCGCCACAUCCAGCUCGCCGUGCGCAACGACGAGGAGCUGACCAAGCUCCUGGGCGGUGCCACCAUCGCCAGCGGCGGCGUGAUGCCCAACAUCCACCAGCACCUCCUCCCGAAGAAGGCUUCAUCCUCCAAGGCUUCCAUCGCCGACGACGACGACAACUGAGGACAACCGUCGACACCUUCAUGGAUUCCUUAGCGCCGCGUCACAAGUGGAAGGAGUUUUUGAUUCGUAGGAUUUAGUGUAUUACCGCAGAGUUUCGGAUGGGUGGAACAAAAUAGGAAAACUCCAGUUUCUUACUCGGAUUAGGUGUUUCGAUUGCUGUGAAUAUGGCAAGCAAAUUUUCGGGUGAGUUAAACUCAGAUGCAAGCCGGGUUGAUCUUGUUUGUGUUCAAUGGUUGAAGAAAUGGGAAAAAACUGAAUUUUAAGAUUACUAUGUUUCAA
This is a messenger RNA of Brachypodium distachyon (stiff brome), 797 nucleotides long. RefSeq names its product probable histone H2A.7. Bases 111 to 518 code for a protein of 135 amino acids. Lineage: Eukaryota; Viridiplantae; Streptophyta; Magnoliopsida; Poales; Poaceae. Gene Ontology annotation, molecular function: structural constituent of chromatin; DNA binding; protein heterodimerization activity. The transcript has 2 exons. The record is from RefSeq and is a predicted model, not a curated record. Gene Ontology annotation, cellular component: nucleosome.